This is a messenger RNA of Nicotiana tabacum (common tobacco), 3264 nucleotides long. RefSeq lists its product as uncharacterized. The record is from RefSeq and is a predicted model, not a curated record. NCBI's taxonomy places the organism in Eukaryota, Viridiplantae, Streptophyta, Magnoliopsida, Solanales, Solanaceae.
UUAAAUUGGUCCUACAAACUUUACGAUAUGCGUUGCCACGACUGCAACAGUUAUCCCUCAGUGACAAAAUUCUCUAACGAGAAGACAAACCAACUUCUGCCAACUCUGCAUCUUCUUCAAUCUGGGUUUGUUCCAAUGGAAGAACUAGGCGGUGACACACCUGAGAUUUAUGACUGCGAGAUCAGACUGAGGGUGAAUCCUCAAAGGCGAAAGGAAAAGGUUUACAUAGGUUGUGGUGCUGGGUUUGGAGGUGAUCGACCAAUAGCAGCUUUAAAACUACUUCAGAGGGCGAAAGAGUUGGAUUAUUUAGUGCUGGAAUGCCUAGCCGAGCGCACCCUUGCUGAGCGCUAUCAGGCGAUGAAGUCUGGUGGCAAGGGCUAUGAUCCCCGUAUCUCAGAGUGGAUGGAACUGCUCUUACCUUUGGUUGUGGAGAAUGGAGUUUGCAUUAUUACAAACAUGGGUGCGAAUGAUCCGUUUGGUGCCCGGGAUGAAGUCUUACAACUUGCAAGUGGACUAGGCAUUUCCAUAACUGUUGGUGUGGCUCAUCAAGUUGCUGUUGUCAGAUCAGAUUUGGAGGAGCACCUUAGACAUGUUGAUGAUGUUAGUGUGUAUCUAGGAGCAGCUCCUAUCGUUGAAUGUCUUCAGAAAUUCAGACCAAAUGUCAUUAUUACUUCUCGAGUUGCUGAUGCUUCCUUAUUUUUGGCCCCAAUGGUAUAUGAGCUCGGUUGGAAUUGGGAUGAGUUGCAACUACUUGCCCAAGGUUCACUGGCUGGCCACCUGCUAGAAUGUGGUUGUCAACUUACUGGAGGAUACUAUAUGCAUCCAGGAGAUAAAUACCGUGAUAUAUCUUUACAAGAUCUCCUCGAUUUGUCUCUUCCUUUUGUGGAAGUCAGUUUUGAUGGGCGAGUAUGCGUAGAAAAGGCAGAAAACAGUGGUGGGAUUCUGAAUCCCAGCACGUGUGCCGAGCAACUUCUGUAUGAAGUGGGGGAUCCUAGUAGCUACAUAACCCCUGAUGUGGUUGUAGAUUUUCAAGAUGUUUCAUUUCAGACAUUAUCAAGCAGUAAAGUCCUCUGUGCUGGGGCAAAGCCAUCUGCAUCAGCUCCUAAUAAACUGUUGCUACUGGCCUCCAAGGACAAGGGGUGGAAAGGCUGGGGAGAGAUAUCCUAUGGUGGUUAUCAGUGUGUUAAACGUGCUAAAGCUGCUGAAUUUUUGGUAAGAUCAUGGAUGGAAGAAGUAUGUCCUGGAACAAACAAAAACUUAGUUUCCUAUAUCAUUGGACUGGAUAGCCUGAAGGCUGCCAGCAUAGAUGAAGAUUUGCCUAGGGAUAUUCAAGAUAUCAGAUUACGAAUGGAUGGUUUAUUUGAGAAGGAGGAACACGCAAUCCACUUCACAAAAGAGUUCAUAGCAUUAUAUACAAAUGGACCUGCUGGUGGUGGCGGUAUCAGCACUGGACACAAAAAAGAGAUCAUUCUUGAGAAGGCAUUGGUAAAACGUAAAGAUGUUCAGUGGCAUAUUACAGCAACAAGAAACAAAAUAAUGCAAUCAGAUGAUAUGGCUAGUCCUAAGGACAUAAUGCAGACCAGUUCUUUCCAUGAUUCGGUCUUGCGAUCUAUUCCAACAGAAACUGCUUUGAACAAAAAAGAAGGUGCACCACAAAUUCAGCUGUCCCCUGCUCCACAUGACAGGAAGAUUCCUCUCUAUGAUGUCGCACAUAGCAGAGCUGGUGAUAAAGGGGAUGAUCUAAACUUUUCCCUUAUCCCAUAUUUUCCUCCAGAUAUUGAAAGGCUAAAGAAGAUUGUUACUCAAGAAUGGGUAAAGAAAGUUGUCGCAAGGCUUCUUAAUCCCUCUUCCUUCCCCACUUCUGAUGAUAUUGAAAGAAGAGACAAAUGGGUUCAUGAACAUGUUAAGGUGGAGAUUUAUGAAGUCAGAGGGAUCCAUUCCUUGAAUAUUGUGGUUCGUAAUAUUCUAGAUGAAGGUGUGAACUGCUCAAGAAGAAUCGAUAGGCAUGGAAAGACUCUAUCCGAUCUUAUAUUGUGCCAGAAAGUGGUGUUGCCUCUGUGAUAUGAAGAGAGGCAUAUAAACUCCAUUUUCUUUAUCCAGGGAGGUGGUAGUGACAGUGGGGGCUGUGGACAAUUUGGAGUAUAUCAGACUUUGGAGACUUGGCUUAAGAUAAAAUUGUUUUAGUGCCGAUAUAUGUUCAUGGAAACAAUUAGUCUGAACUCUUAUUGUGAAUAAGAUUUCUGUUAUAAAGUUUUUAACUCUUAUGUAAAAGCAAUGAACUAGUCUGCUCUUGUUGAAGUAGUUUCUAUUCUAGCAACAAAUGUCAAAGUUACAGAAUCAGUGUUUGUUAGUGCACAGCUUGCUAAUGGUAGGUUGAACGUUGCACAGUAGUCACAUGGUUGAUCUGCAUACUAAUACAUUCCACUAAUUGUCGAAAUCAGUGAUAAACGCAUCAAAUAAUCACGUCUGCAUGAACAGCUAUACAAAACUAAUUAAGCACUUUUCUGAGAUUUAAGCUAUUUCUGGUAGCAUGAACUAAUUUAACUGGUGGAUCAGUUUUACGCAGAUGGGAGGUUUGCUUGUUCAGGUACAGGACAGUGAAAGAAGUGCCCAUAUAUUCUAUAAAACCAAGGUACAUAUUUCUAUUCAAGUUAGCAUCCAUCUUACUAUAUUUCCACUCUUCUGUACAUGCCUUUCGGUUGUACUGAUAACACAUAACUGUGCAUGAUAUAUGCUUAGUAAAGUAGGUGGAAUUUCAACUACUGAUAGCAGUUUUUAUGUAGACAAAAUGAUAUUAAGCUGAAAUCAUUGCUGUAGGAGCUUUAAAUCCAACAGGAAGACAAGUAAUGAAGUAAACUGUGACCUUAUGCUUGAUCCUUCGAAAGAUUAAAGCACUUUCUCCUCUCCAAUGGACAACUGCUAGUAUAAAUUUCUUCUUCAUGCAAGUUUUCUCUUUACUUAUUGGCAUUUCUGUUGCAGUCUCUUCUCUGUUUUCUCCAUCUUCCACUGAAUCUCCCCAGUGAAGUGGAUAGCUCCUCAAGAAAACUCUUCUGUUGUUGUAGUCUUCGUUCCGAAAACUUCUUGAUCUUGCACCAUUUUCCUUUGAUAUUGUAGCAUCCAUGAGCCAAGAUGUUACUAAAUCUUGUGCAGACUCUGCUUCUUAUAAUAUUUAAGAGUCUGUUUAUGUGUAUCAGAAAGAAAGAAACGACAAGAUUACACUUAGAAAAAUGAGAUGGGGAAUAAUUUAAUGACCAGGUUUGGUGU